Anopheles moucheti is the source of this 4021-nucleotide messenger RNA. RefSeq names its product nuclear hormone receptor HR96 (gene Hr96). Gene Ontology annotation, biological process: positive regulation of transcription by RNA polymerase II; negative regulation of transcription by RNA polymerase II; cell differentiation. The transcript is spliced from 4 exons. Gene Ontology annotation, molecular function: RNA polymerase II cis-regulatory region sequence-specific DNA binding; nuclear receptor activity; zinc ion binding. The coding region runs from base 280 to 2979 and encodes 899 amino acids. Lineage: Eukaryota; Metazoa; Arthropoda; Insecta; Diptera; Culicidae. The record is from RefSeq and is a predicted model, not a curated record.
UUCAGGAAUCGGUGAAGCUAUAGUGUGCCGAAGGUUUGAUGCUGUUGUGAACAGCGCUCUAGCCCGAGUCCCGAUGGAACGUGCGUGGACCACGAAACAGUUCCCGUACGACGCGACUACAACGAAUACCUACCACCAUAACCGAUCCAGGCGUGCCCGGAGCGAACGGGCGAGGCGACAAGCGGAAAGAUAAGCCGCGAGUGUAAGAUAAACCUCAGCCCACCUCGCCAGCAAUUCCGAAAUACCUGACGCGAGCAGUGUGCGACGAGUGUGUCCCGGAUGACGACCACGGCAACGAUUACGAUGGCUAACGGCACGGUGCCAGACGGUGAAGCGAUGGCAGCGAACGGGUCCAUCAGCAAGAUUUGCAGCGUUUGCGGAGACAAGGCGCUCGGUUACAACUUCAACGCGGUAACCUGCGAAAGCUGUAAGGCAUUUUUCCGCCGCAAUGCACUGUCGACGAAGGGUUUUACGUGUCCGUUUAAUGAAAAUUGCGACAUAACCGUCGUAACGCGACGCUUCUGCCAAAAGUGCCGUUUGGAAAAGUGUUUCCGGAUCGGUAUGAAGAAGGAAUACAUCAUGUCGGAGGAGGACAAGGUGUUGAAGCGUAAGAAAAUCGAACAGAAUCGUGCCAAAAAGAGGCUCAGCAAUGGAAGUGCAUCGGAAACGGGAAAUGGGACGAGCGAACGUGAAACAACCCCGGGCAGGAACAGUGUACCCACCAAGAUUAAGCGAGAAAAGUCACUAGAAUCGUUCGAUGGUGGAGAUUGUUGGAACAAUUCUUCGUCCUCUGAGUAUGGACCGAGCGAAGUGCUGCAGACGAGUGGCACGGGUAGUUCGACGACGAUGUUCCCGAUGGCAACGAUCCAUGAUGUUCCCUCCAACUCCUCCAAUCAAUCGAUGCUAUCGAAUGGUACGUCGAAUGAUUAUAGCCGAAUUGCUUCUCCGUCGGAACUAAGCAAUACGCCCAGCUCUUCAGCGUACAACCCGCACAGUUCACUUUCCUCCGAUGCUGAACUACUCUCCUCUGCUGUUGCCUCACUACAAUCAUCAUCUAGUGGUGGAUCGAAACCAUCAGAAACGGUACAGCUUCAAUCGAACGGACGUACGGGAAGCAAUGACGAAAAGCUCCCUCCAGUUACGAUCGAUUCCAGUGCGGAGGAUAUCGUAAAUCGGAUCGUCAACUAUCCUACCCGUGCCAGCCAAACAAUUGCUUCACUGAUGAAAAGCCCUAAGGAUGCAGUAUUCAUAAUGUCAAAGAUAAUCAACUCGCAGUGUGAUGCGCUGAAGCUGAUAAGCCAUUUCAUUACCGCACCGGGCGAUGCGUUACAGAUCAUUAGCAAGAUCAUGAACUCUCCGCUGGAUGCGUUGACCGUGUUCGCCCAGUUCAUGAGUUCGCCGACGGAUGCGCUACAGCUGAUCGGAAAGAUCGUCAGCUCGCCUGCCGAUGUGCUACAGUUUAUGCAGCAGCUUAUGAACCAACCCGAAGAUGCCCUUCAGGUAAUGAACAAAUUUAUGAGCUCACCAGCUGAAGCGCUGCAGAUGAUCAACAAGAUGAUGAACCAUUCCGAUAUUGUAAAAACGAUCAAAGAAGCGGCCGAUACAUCCCAAAAGGAUGAGGACGAACAGCAACAACAGCGACAAGAACAGCAAGAACUGCUUCAAACUACACAACAGCCAACUCAGCAACAAAUGCACCAUACGGAUGUACCGUUGGGUUCGCCUCACAUUGAUUCGGCGGCAAACGAUCCGCAUCAGAUGAUUCGCUCGAUAAUGCAAGAACCGACCAUCGUUACGGAACCAGUCGGAACGAUCAGUGCAGCCGCUUCUCCUUCAUCGACGUCCAACUACGAGCCACCCUACACCUCGAUGUUGGACCCAUUGCUUUCGAGCACAACCACCUCGCUAGUACAUUCCCAUAAUUACCAUCACAACCAUCCGCUGCAAAUGAGCGCCACUAUCCAGCCAGGUUCACCGAGCUGCUCGAGCGAUAUAGCAGAUGUAGUGUUUGCGGCGACGUCUACGUUUGGUCACGAUCCACCAAUAAUCGUACCACCCACGGAUGAUUUGGGCAUCUUUCAAGACAUCGAAGCAAAACCGGUAAUGCCACACACGCUGGAAUCGGUCCUCAUGCAAGCGAUAAAGCUCGAGUACGAAGGAUAUAACAGUAGCCCGAUUGGCACGAGCACGAGCCAGCAGUCAACCGUCCAUCAUCCGACGGUCGGUAGCAAUAGCAUCGAGCUAAAUGAUGCUGAAAGAGCCAAGCUGAAUGAGUUGAUUGUGGCCAAUAAAGCACUGUACGCACCGGUUGACGAUGAUCUCGCGUCGCUCAUCUCGGACGACUGCCGGAUAAAGAGCAAUCAAACGAAGCAAGAUCCACAGUUACUGAAGGUGAUCAACCUAACCGCCAUUGCCAUCCGUCGCCUGAUAAAGAUGUCGAAGAAGAUCAGCGCCUUCAAGAAUAUGUGCCAGGAGGAUCAGCUAGCAUUGCUGAAGGGUGGCUGCACGGAGAUGAUGAUCCUCCGUUCCGCUAUGCAGUACGACUGUGAUCGAGCGACAUGGAAGAUACCUCACAGUCAGGAGGAAAUGUCCAACAUACGGGCGGAUGUGCUCAAACUUGCCAAGGGUAAUGUGUAUCAGGAGCACGAACGGUUCAUACGCACGUUCGACAAGAAAUGGCGCUCGGACGAGAACAUCAUAUUAAUCAUGUGUGCCAUCACACUGUUUUCACCGGAUCGUCCCAAAACGAUUCAUUCGGAUGUGAUCAAACUAGAACAGAAUUCAUACUACUAUUUGCUACGUCGCUACUUGGAAAGUAUCUAUCCCGGUUGUGAGGCCCGCUCGGUAUUUCUGAAGCUGAUGCAGAAGAUAUCGGAAUUACACUUUUUGAACGACGAAAUAAUCAGCGUCUAUUUGAAUGUUAAUCCGUCGGAAGUGGAACCGCUGUUGCGUGAAAUAUUUGACCUAAAGGUGCACUAAGCGAAGCACUUCUGUCUGUUUGUGGGUAGAACAAAUUUAUGUCUCUUCUUGCGCGGUAUUUUUGUCACGCUGCUAACUAUAUAUUGGAUUGUGCAAUAUUUUUAAUUGAUUUCUCGUUUAAAAUGAUCCCUAAUGGCGUUACGUUUAAUUAAGCAUUUAUUUUGCUUAUAGCUUUUUGCAUUAUCUAGUUUGUGUUAGGAUGCUACAAUAUGCUACCAGUGCUAUGUAGAAUAUAAAUUAUAAUUGAGGCAAUUCGAUUGUAAGAAAAUUGUAUAGUUUAUUUCAUUUUCAGCGAACUGCUCCGAGAGAGGCACCACACCUAUUUGUAAGUUAGCCAGGUUUAUGCUAUAUAAAGUGUAUGCCGAGGUUGUUUAAGGUUCAAUUGUCAUGUCAUUUAGAUGCGCCAUUCUGCAUGGAACAAAGCUUAGAAUUAGAUGUUUGCUGUACUAGCACCAAUGUACAGUUCAACUGAAAUGUCAGCAUGAAGAAGCUUUAAUUUAAGUUGCUAUAACAGCUGUGCUAAAUCUAAUGGUGAGCACAUAUAAUCCUAAACGAAUAGGACAAAGCAUCCUAAAAAUCGAGGGUGUUAAAACAGGUAAAACGAUGAUGUUUUGAAAAUAUUGGCCUUAUAGAAAUGUGAUGAACCAGCUUUAGCAAAAAUGUAGUGUCCGAAGAUAACCAAUUUUGUUUUCUUCUUCUAUAGCAUCGUUUGUGUGUGGAGGCACGCGUAAUAGCAAUACCGAAUGUGAACAUAUUGAACUAGCAGCAUUAAACAUCACUUUUGCAAUAAGUAGCACAUUUGUAACGUAACCUUUCCUCCCCUUUUACUGAAAGUAAAACCACAAUCGACCACAAAUAGUUCAAAUUACAGUUAGCCAGACGAUGAAGCAUAGCUUCGUAUUUUAUUUACCUUACGUAUUGCAACAUUUGUAAUGUGUGCGGUGUAACAGCAAACUGGGAACACGUUGGCUUUCGUGCUGUGUUUGUUUCAUCCUAUGCAUUGUUACACAAUGAAUGUAUUGUUUUUAUGCUUUUGAACAAA